This is a messenger RNA of Myotis myotis, 915 nucleotides long. Its product is annotated as pre-mRNA-splicing factor 38A-like. Gene Ontology annotation, cellular component: precatalytic spliceosome. Lineage: Eukaryota; Metazoa; Chordata; Mammalia; Chiroptera; Vespertilionidae. The record is from RefSeq and is a predicted model, not a curated record.
AUGGCGAACCGCACAGUGAAGGAUGCCCACAGCAUUCACGGCACCAACUGGCAGUAUCUGGUGGAAAAGAUCAUUCAGACUCGAAUCUAUGAGUCCAAGUACUGGAAAGAGGAGUGCUUUGGACUUACAGCUGAACUUGUAGUUGAUAAAGCCAUGGAGUUAAGGUUUGUCGGUGGCAUCUAUGGUGGCAACAUAAAGCCAACUCCCUUUCUGUGUUUGACCUUGAAGAUGCUUCAGAUCCAACCAGAGAAGGAUAUCAUUGUUGAGUUUAUAAAAAAAAAUGAAGCUUUCAUGUAUGUACGCAUGUUGGGAGCACUUUAUAUGAGGCUGACAGGCACUGCAAUUGAUUGCUACAAAUGCUUGGAGCCUCUGUACAAUGAUUAUAGAAAAAUUAAGAGACAGAACCAAAAUGGAGAGUUUGAACUGAUGCACGUAGAUGAGUUCAUUGAUGAACUAUUACACAGUGAGAGAGUCUGUGAUAUCAUUCAGCCCCGGCUACAGGAACACUAUGUGCUAGAGGAAUUGGAGCCUCGGGUUAGCGCUCUAGAAGAGGACGUGGAUGAUGUCGAGUCCAGUGAAGAAGAGGAAGAAGAGGAUGAGAAGUUGGAGAGAGUACCAUCACCUGAUCACCGCUGGAGAAGCUACCGAGACUUGGACAAACCCCGUCGCUCUCCCACACUGCGCUACAGGAGAAGUAGGCAGAGUCGGUCUCCAAAAAGGAGGAGCCCUUCCCUUUACAGAAAGAGGCAUCGGAUCAAGAGUCCAAGAUGUCACCGCAGCAGGUCCCGAGAUAGACGGCACAGAUCCCGCUCCAAGUCCCCAGGUCAUCACUGUAGUCAUAGACACAGGAGCCACUCAAAAUCUCCUGAAAGAUCUAAGAAAAGCCACAAGAAGAGCCAGAGAGGAAAUGAGUAA